Messenger RNA from Trypanosoma rangeli, 555 nucleotides. Its product is annotated as translocon-associated protein subunit gamma. Lineage: Eukaryota; Euglenozoa; Kinetoplastea; Trypanosomatida; Trypanosomatidae. The transcript has a single exon. Bases 1 to 555 code for a protein of 184 amino acids. Gene Ontology annotation, cellular component: endoplasmic reticulum. The record is from RefSeq and is a predicted model, not a curated record.
AUGCAGGACAAGAAGGGAGGCGGUCGCAGCGCGGGUGGGGUGCGUCUCACAAAGCAGGACGAGAAGCUGCUGGAUGAGCGCAUCAACGCCAACACGCUGGUGUACUCAAAGCGGUCGUUAGUGGCGGUUGCCUUCAUGGCGGCGUUCCAGCCCGUGUACCUGUCACACGCGGUGAAUGGGCUGGAUUGGUUUGUGCCUGCGAACCUGCUCCUCUACGUUGCUGUGAUGCUCUUCACUGUCUACAUGCUCACGCAGGCGUACAUGACGAUGGUGGAGAGCGAGUUCUGGCGCCGCCAGCGUCACUACAACGAGGUGCGGGAGUGCGACGGGAAGCUGCUGCAGAAGCUGCGGCUGCAGGUAGCGGUGGGCUACACUCUCUUCUUCGUCAACAGCGUCUUCUCCAUCGUCUGCACGGUGCUGCAUAUCUACAUCUUCCGCCAAUCGGACCCGCGCGCCAGUUUCAUCAUGUCGCCCACAGUAACUGCGGCGCUGCUGUGGCUAAUCGCGCAGAAGAACGAGGAGAGCCGCCGCCGCAUCAUGGCCCAGCACAAGUAG